UUAUCACGAGACCACAAGUAUCCGAAACGCACCGUAUAGGAGGGGCAAGGACAAGGAAGGACACGGAAAAGCUCGAAGCAGCAGCGAGCACACACACAGAGAAGAAGAAGAGGGACUUUCGAUAGUCGCCGCCAAUGGCCGGAAAAGGUGGAGCAGCUCCGAGCACGUACUCUCCGUCUCCGACGACCCAGAAAACCAAAUCACUCAUCUUCGGAAACGACGACGUCGAUUGGGUUCGAUCCGAUGGCCGUGAAUUCCACCAAUGCAGACCUGCCUUUUUCAAGACUGGUGCUGUAAAUGCCGCUGCAGGAUCUGCUUAUGCAGAGUUUGGAAAUACCAAAGUCAUUGUUUCUGUAUUUGGGCCAAGAGAGAGUAAGAAGGCAAUGAUGUACAGUGAUAUAGGACGUUUAAAUUGCAAUGUCAGCUAUACAACUUUUGCUACUCCAGUUCGUGGACAGGGGUCAGACCACAAAGAGUUUUCUUCAAUGCUUCAUAAAGCUUUGGAGGGUGCAAUAAUGUUGGAAACUUUUCCAAAGACUACAGUGGAUGUUUUUGCAUUGGUGUUGGAAUCUGGGGGCAGUGAUCUUCCUGUAGUGAUAUCAUGUGCUAGCCUUGCCCUAGCAGAUGCAGGGAUAAUGAUGUAUGACCUUGUUACCUCAGUUUCUGUGUCUGGUCUCGGAAAGAACCUUGUCAUUGAUCCUAUUUUGGAGGAGGAAAGCUAUCAAGAUGGAAGUCUAAUGCUUACUUGUAUGCCUUCUCGCUACGAGGUCACUCAGCUAACUAUUACUGGGGAAUGGUCAACCCCAAAAAUUAAUGAGGGAAUGCAAAUAUGCUUGGAUGCCUGCUCAAAACUUGCGGUGGUCAUGAGGUCGUGCUUGAAAGGACCUGAUUCUACCUUAGAAGAAUAGGAUAAAAGUUUUGGCUAAUUGUACAUGAUAAAGACUUUAACAUUUGAUUAUUUUUCUUCUCAAUUAUCGUUUUCUCCAAUAUCAAGAUUGAGUCCCAUUGUGCUAUAAUGUUCUUAGACAAUAGUGAAAUAGUUUGUUAUUGUUAAUCACCAAUUUUCAGAUUA
Molecule: messenger RNA, 1072 nt
Organism: Prunus avium (sweet cherry)
Lineage: Eukaryota; Viridiplantae; Streptophyta; Magnoliopsida; Rosales; Rosaceae
Product: exosome complex component RRP41-like
Biological process (GO): poly(A)-dependent snoRNA 3'-end processing; rRNA catabolic process; nuclear mRNA surveillance
Cellular component (GO): nuclear exosome (RNase complex); nucleolus; cytoplasmic exosome (RNase complex)
Molecular function (GO): RNA binding
Source: RefSeq, a predicted model, not a curated record